UCCGCAUAAAGGAUUUACUGGGGGUUUCACCUACGGCGCGCGCUCUAAGAAGCUUCCCUGUGUGUUGGUUGCUAUUAGUGAAGUGGCCCCCCGCGUGCGGCGGGACGUGGAAUAAAACACGGAUAUUUAAUCUCCAGAAGACGCGCUGAGAGGGUCUCUGUUUAUAGAAAGGCGCCACGGGGCGACGCCGUUCACAGCGUCUGACGACGGACGAGGAUGAGGUCCUUGCCUGCCUAGCGGAGCGUCCCUGCUAAAGAUGGCCGCAGAGAGGUUUUUCUGUCGUUACUUCCUUUCCCGUGACUCUGAAGGCUCCCAGUAGGCAUCUUCUCUGUGUGACAUGACUAACCCCACGUGAUCUGGUGACCAUGAUGGCCUCUGUGGUUGCCAAUGGAAACAAUGAUGGGCAGUCUCUGGUGUUGAAAGGGGUGGACCCAGAGACAUGCAUGAUUGUAUUCAAGAACCACUGGGCUCAGGUUGUGAAGAUCCUGGAGAAGCAUGACCCUCUGCGCAGCAGCUCCACGCUGGGGGUAAUCGGCCUCGGCAGCGGGGCGGCGGGGGCCCCCCGCUGCGGCCCCAUCCCAGUGGACGAGGCGAGCGCCGUGCAGAACUACGUGGAGCACAUGCUUUUCCUGCUGAUGGAGGAGGAGAGCGGCCAAGGGGGCGCGAUGGGGCCCAUCCUGGAGUUUGUGGUGAUGGAGAACGUGAUGGAGCGCCUGUUCGUGUGGAGCCUCCGCAGGGAGUUCACUGACGACAUGAAGCUGGAGCAGCUGAAGAUGUACGAGAUGCUGGUGGGCCAGGCGCACCAGCCGCUGCUGCAUCACAAGCCCGUCCUGCGGCCCCUCAUGAUGCUGUUGUCGUCCUGCUCGGGCGCGGCGGCGCCAGCAGUGGAGGCGGAGCUGGUGCUCCUGCUCCACCAGCUCUGCUGCGUUCUGGCGAAGGACCCAUUCAUUCUGGAGCUGUUUUUCCACACCAGCGAGGACCAGGGGGCCACCAACUUCCUCAUCUUCUCCCUCCUCAUCCCCUUCAUCCACAGGGAGGGCCCCGUAGGCCAGCAGGCCAGAGACGCCCUGCUGCUCAUCAUGUCGCUGUCUGCCGAGGAUGAGAGGGUGGCCAAGCACGUCGCACAGAACACCUUCUUCUGCCCGGUGCUGGCCACUGGACUGAGUGGGCUGUACUCAUCCCUUCCCACCAAGCUGGAGGUUUCCAGCGAGGAGUGGCACUGCCUUCACAAGGAGGAGUGGCUCCGGAUGCCUUCCCUGGUCCAGUUUCUCAACUCACUGGAAUUCUGCAACGCUGUGAUUCAGGUCGCCCAUCACACCAUCAGAGACCAACUGCUGGCUUACAUCUAUAAUGGUUUCCUUGUACCUGUCGUCGCACCAGCACUGCACAAGCUCACUCUAGAGGAGGUGAUGACCACCACGGCGUACCUUGACCUCUUCCUGAGGAGUGUGACUGAGCCAGCCCUGCUGCAAACCUUCCUCUCCUUCCUCCUCCUCCACCAGCAUGAGGGCGUCUACAUUCUGGACACACUGGUUAGCCGCAUCAACACACCCUUCCAGUUGGGAACGGUGUCCCUGGCGCUCUUUCGGACUCUGAUCGGCCUCUACUGCGAGGAUGUGAUGCUGCAGCUCGUCCUCAAGUACUUGAUCCCCUGCAACCACAUGAUGCUGAGUCAGAGACGAGUGGUGAGGGAGAGGGACUUCUACUCAGGAUCUGCGGCCAAGAUCCUGGCGCUAACACCAUCCUGCUGCUCUCCGGACCGCAGCCCCCCACCCCUCCGCCAGCUGGACUCCAUCCUCUUCUCCAAGGGGGCAGAAACUCCAAACAACUCCAGCAACACAGACCAGCAGGGCAGCUGCUCAGACGAGGACGACGGCUCUGGGAACCGCUGCACCAUCGGCUCAGAGAUCUACCUGGACGUCAGCUACCUGCAUUACCUCUGCGACGCCCGUCUCAGCAUCAGCGGCUGCAUCCGGGCCUGCCAGGUGUGGUCGGCGCCGUACGACGGCGAGAUCCCUCCUCCGGAGCGGUACCAGGCAGGCGUCCUGGAGGAGCCGGCGCCGGAUGGCCGGCAGCCUCAGAGGAGAGUCCCUCCCCCACCGGCGCCACCGCCGCUGCUGCUGCUGCCGCCGCCGCCUCGCCCCCGACCCACCAAAGAGCUGGCCUCCUUCGCCCAGCUGGAGCUGGAGUGGGACGACAGCUUUGAUGCGUGUCCAGUACAGGAAGCUGAGGCCUCCGCGAACCCCAAGCCUUCCUCUGAGCCGCUCCCCAAGCACAUCCAGGAGAUGAGGCGGUCGGCCAUCAUGCUGGUGAAAGGCUCGUACUCCGAGGAGAGUGACUUCCAGGACGACGUCAUGGUGUACGACCUGGUCGCCAAGAAAGACGCCUCAGAGAUGGAGCGGGCGCCACCGGUGGACGAGGCCCCGUUGGCCUCACCGAAGAACGGGCUCAGUAGAACCCUGACUGCCGAUAACGCAAAGAACAGCUUAAAGGCCAAGGUCAAAGGUGACACUGACUGCAACGGGAACCUGCAGAAGGCGACUAACACCAGUGAGGAUCUCCUAGCUCAGUAUGAGGAGCUGAUCCGCUCUCUGGUCAGCGAGGCAGGUGGGAAACCGGUGAGGGCUGAUGGAGAGGUGAGGAAGACUGCAGCAACAGAGGAAGAGGAGGUGGAGGAGGAAGAAAUGGACUUCACUUCCUUUACAGCUGAAACGCCAGAGUCAGAGAAGCCACAAUCUCCGGUGGGGGCCAUCCAGAGAUUCAGGAGUGGAAGCUGCAGAGGAAACUUGGCUUUACCUUUCACAGGUCCCUUCAUCAGCGUGCUGCUGUCCCGCCUGGAGAACAUGCUGUCCAACAGCCUUCAUGUCAACCUGCUGCUGACGGAGAUCCUGGCCCAGCUGGCUGCUUACCCCCAGCCGCUGCUCCGCUCCUUCCUGCUCAACACCAACCUGGUGUUCCAGCCCACCGUCCGCUCGCUCUACCAGGUAUUGGCUACUGUGAAGAACCAGAUAGAAGAGCUGGCCGCCUGCAGGAAGGACUUCUCAGAGCUGAUCACUGUGGCCCAGCACUGGCUGCUGGCCAGGGAGGCCUCCUUCAUCACCGCAGAUAAAACCAGCAGUGGCAGGUCCAGCCAGCACGAAGGAGGAAGGAUCCUGAGGAACUCCCCGCCUCCCAAACCCAAAGCCAUCUCUCUGGAUCAGACGGAGGUCUUCGCUACGGUCCUCUUCUCCGAGUUCCUCAAAGAACUGGCAGCCAUCGCUCAGGAGCACUCCAUCCUGUCCCACGUUCCCAUGGAGGAAUAGGGAGCCACAUCAGUGCCUUUUCAGGUACUGUUUAAUUAAUCAAAGGGUUCCCCCCCCUUUUUUUACAGAAAGAUUUUGAAGAUAUUUAUUUUUUCAAACAAAUCAACUUUGAUUGACUUCCAUCCUCCUGCCUCCUGCGAAGCCUGGAGACAAACUGCAGCUCCUCCCUCCCACCAAAGACUUUUAUAUUUUCCCAAACGUUUUCUGAACCGUCUGAAUGUUUCCUGCAACCAGCCGCAGCGGCGACACGCUGCUCUCUGUGCUUUCUUUUCUGUCUCAGACGUUGUCUUUAAGCAUCAGGAUGCACUGCAAAAACACAAAAUCUCACCAAGUAAUUUCUGGUACAAAUAUCUCAGUGCACCUGAAGUAAGACAAAACUAAUUUACAAGUAUCUUUUCAUCAAGAAACAAGGAGCUUGAUUGAAUCAGUAUAUAUAUUUACUGGCAGAUUAUUUCAAUUAUAGCAAUACAUGCUUUUCAUGUUAUAAGUGAAAUCAUUUCCAA
Xiphophorus maculatus (southern platyfish) is the source of this 3805-nucleotide messenger RNA. It is a transcript of the gene fhip1aa, whose product is annotated as family with sequence similarity 160 member A1. Bases 366 to 3302 code for a protein of 978 amino acids. The record is from RefSeq and is a predicted model, not a curated record. The transcript is spliced from 13 exons. NCBI's taxonomy places the organism in Eukaryota, Metazoa, Chordata, Actinopteri, Cyprinodontiformes, Poeciliidae.